Messenger RNA from Dreissena polymorpha, 943 nucleotides. RefSeq names its product protein BCCIP homolog. The transcript is spliced from 7 exons. The record is from RefSeq and is a predicted model, not a curated record. NCBI's taxonomy places the organism in Eukaryota, Metazoa, Mollusca, Bivalvia, Myida, Dreissenidae. Bases 46 to 918 code for a protein of 290 amino acids. Gene Ontology annotation, cellular component: nucleus.
UUUCACAACGCUGUGAAAUAGUGUUUUGUAACCUACAAACUCAAAAUGGCUGCUUCAAAAAAGAAACGUGUGGAAGAAGAAAUGGACGACGAGAAUAUUGACGUGGAUGAAGAUGAAUUAGAUGAAGAAGGCACUAAUUCAGAAGAUGACGAUGAAGCGAUGGAUCAGGAGGUACAGCUGGACUUUGAAGCUAGGAUUCCUGAAGAUUGCGAUUUCCAUGGCAUCAAAACAUUACUUCAGCAGGUGUUUUUAAAAGCCAAUGUGAAUUUAUCGCAGUUGACAGACACCAUCAUCUCUCAAAAUUACAUCGGCAGUGUCAUGAAGCAACCAUACAGUCCUGAAGAUAAUGACGAUGAUGAUGAUGACGAUGAUGAUUCGGUGCUGGCACUGACAUCAGUUAUCAACCUCACAGAAAGAAAGGACCUAGACUGUGUGAAGCAGAUCCGAGGACUGCUGCUGGACAAGUGCAAGGCUUGUUGCCCGAAGGAGUUGGACAAGUUCACUUCUGCAUUAGACAAUCCGGACAAGCAUGUGGGAUAUCUGAUCAGUGAACGCUUCCUGAACCUUCCCCCUACCCUGGCCGUGCCAAUGUUUGAAGCUUUAGUGAAGGAGAUGACGAAAGCAUGUCAGAAGGAAAUGAAGUACAACUUUGCCUACUAUGUGCUCAUCUGCAAGACAUACGAGAUGAAGGCGGCUCACAACGUCAGACAAAUGAUAUUCUCUAACUCAGAGGAGGAGCUGUUUUGUGACGCCAGUGAGGUGAGUUUCCAGUUCUCGGUGGCUGACCAGCGUGACGGGGUGGUGGAGAAGUGGAGCGCAGAGGAGGACAUGGAGCCAUUCAGAACUGUGCUCCUGCUCCCUGCUUACAAACUCAUGCCUGUGAUCGAAACCAUCAAGCAGGAGCUUGCAAAAACAUGAAUAUAAAUAAAGGAUUUUAUCUCAA